AUGCCUUCUGCCACCGCUUCCGCUGGUCUCUCGCGUACCGUUUACAACACGUUCUUCCGUAAGAACUCGACCUUUGUUGCCACAAUCUUCGCAUCGGCCAUUGCAUUUGAAGUUGGUUUCGACUCCUUGUCCGACAAGAUUUGGGAUGAUGUGAACAAGGGCAAACAAUGGAAGGACAUUAAGGACAAGUACGAGCAAUAA
Molecule: messenger RNA, 201 nt
Organism: Zychaea mexicana
Lineage: Eukaryota; Fungi; Mucoromycota; Mucoromycetes; Mucorales; Lichtheimiaceae
Product: cytochrome b-c1 complex subunit 9
Exons: 2
Coding region: 1-201 (66 amino acids)
Biological process (GO): mitochondrial electron transport, ubiquinol to cytochrome c
Source: RefSeq, a predicted model, not a curated record